AUGACGAUUCGCAUGUUCCUGGCGGGACUCCUUCUGAAAUCCCCGUUAUCCCACCGCACCUUCGAAGCUCUGUACGGCGACUUUGUGUGAGUUGAAUGACGUUGAAGUACAGCUCUGCGCAAAGUCAAUGUUUUCAGCUCAUCGCACUUCCGAAACAUUCGAAAGUUCUACUCACCAAGUGUCGUUUUUGAACAAAUGAUCUCAAACGAGGACGGAUGGUUCAUCUUGGUUAGUGUGCACAGACAGUUUACCUUUCAUCAAUCUCAUUCUAGAUUCCGGCAAUGUUAGUGAGACCUGGCGAGUACGACGAUAAAUGUCUCGUGGGCCUGACGACGGACGUGACCAUUUUGACGGCAAUGCUCCAACGGUUUGAACAGUCAAAGUUUUCGGUCCAAUCAACCGCCGGACCCUGUGAGUUUCCAGUAGAUUGGCAAAGAGGAGAAAAUCUGAAUUUCAGCUCUCCUCCUCGUUCUCGAUGAAUGCAUCGCCUUUCUCCAAAAAAGGAUCGCACCACGUGGAUCCACUUUUGAAUAUACCUCGGACCAGUUGGAAUCGCUGCACGUCCUGAACGUACAAUACGAUCCCUCCUUUGGUCAGCCAACAACUUCCUCGUUCAACUAUCUCAAUAGCAAUCAGCAGCCAUACUAG
Molecule: messenger RNA, 648 nt
Organism: Caenorhabditis sp. 36 PRJEB53466
Lineage: Eukaryota; Metazoa; Nematoda; Chromadorea; Rhabditida; Rhabditidae
Source: the annotation of a GenBank genome assembly